UGCCAAAAGUUGUAAACAAAAAUAUGAAUUGAGAAGUGUUUCCUUGCUGGAAAACCUAUGUCAGUCUGUAGGUUUUUAUGAUAAUUUUCAAUGAGCAGUGACAUAUAAGUAUUUUUACGUUGUGAAUGAUACAUUUGCUGGCUCAUAUUAACACCGGUGCACCCUGAGCAUGGGGGCGUAGCAACGACUACUACUAGUACUAGCUAAUUACAAUGUAGUAGCUGACGACUGCUCCAUUCAGCAUGCGACCAUCUUCUGAUCUUUGCAAAAGGCCUGCGGUUUUUCAUAUAUGUUGUCUGCUCUGCUGCUGGUGAAUAAAUGAUGAUCAUGAGCAGACCUGAAUUACCUAGAUUUGAGGCCAGUGCCCACAGACAGUAUGUAUAAGAGGUAUCUGUUUGGAGAUGGUCCUAACCCUAGCCAGGUACCUGCUGAAUCGAAACCGCAACAUACAAAGCAGGAGACAGUAGCACAGUCUGAUGAAAAUAGUGUGACACACACUGUCACAAAAUGCUGGCAAAAAGCAGAGCAAUCUUGUGAGAGUAUUGGGGAAAGAAAUGUUUCUAUCACUGAGAGUCCUAGAGAUACAAGAAACCUUUCUUCAUGGAAAACAGUCCGUGUCUUCGUCUCUUCAACAUUUACUGAUUUCUUCAAUGAAAGAGAAAUUCUUGUCAAAAAGGUGUUUCCUGAGCUGCGUGAAUGGUGCGAGGAGCGAUCUCUAUAUUUGGUGGAGUGUGACCUUCGCUGGGGUGUACCCAAGGAUUCCACCACAUCAGACACGAUUUACACCUGUAUGGAGGAGAUAGAUCGAUGUCAUUCAGAAAAUGAGGGCACACCUUUCUUUAUAAACCUCACAGGAGAAAGGUAUGGCUGGGUCCCAUCCGUGAAAGAAGUUCCUUCAGACAUCUGCAGUCAGUAUGACUGGAUCAAUGGCACAUCAAUCACCUUCAUGGAGGUCAUGCAUGGAGCUUACAGGAAACAAAAUCCAAAUGCUGCAUUUUUCCUUCGGAAUGGGGAUUUCUGUAAGGACCUUCCACAUGAAUACCACAGAAGAUUCAUAGACACUGAGCCAGUAAAAAAAGAACAUCUGAGGGUCCUAAGAGAGAAGCUAAGAGCCAGGUUUCCAGAUCAGGUGUUUCCCUACUCCUGUGAAGUGGAAGGUGUCACUGCAGAAUCUGGAAGGGAAAGGAUAAAACUUAAAGGAUUGGAGGACUUUUCAGAAAAGGUACAAGAUUUUCUACGGAAAGCUAUAAUGCGAACCUACCCAGAUCAGAAGGCUGUAAAGAAUCCAGACCCAGAGCUACAAGAAAUGGAGAAUCAAUGUCUGUACAUGGAGAAAAAGUCUGAAUUUGUUGCGGGUCGAGAAGAUCUACUGAAGUUAAUGCUGAGUUAUGCAAAGGGUGACUCCAUGGAUGGAUUACAGCUAUCAGGUGGAAAUGACAAGUCGUUUGUCAGAGAUCCCGGUUACUGGGGACUAGAGAAGGGAGACAAUCCUGUCCUGUGUCUGAGUGGACCUGUGGGAUAUGGCAAAUCUACAGUAAUGGCAAAACUUGUAUGGAAUGCUGUGAAGGCUGGCAUACCUGUGGUCUACCAUUUUGUUGGAUGUUCUGUGGACAGCCGGCAGACAGAGAAGAUGUACCGACGAAUCCUCAAAGCCAUUACUGGGGAGAAACUGGAUGACAUGCCCCCUGAGGAACAGGAUUGUAUGAAGUUUUAUAAGGACAAGUUCCGUGACUGUCUUCCUAGACUGAGAGAAGAAGGCAAGGCCAUUCUAGUGAUCAUUGACGCAAUAAAUGAGUUAGUAGACAAUAAUGCUUACAAUCACCUGUCAUGGCUGCCCCCAAUGCUGCCUGGGAAGGUUCGGUGUAUAGUCAGUACAGCAGACACACAUUUCCCCACCCUACACAGACUCCAGGAACAUCCAUUUUACCAUACAAGCAUGGCCGCCUUGACAACCGCUGACGCUCGACUCAUCAUUACCCAUAGACUGGCCAGAUUUAAUAAGACACUUGCUGAAGAUGAGCUAGACCUGGUCCUGUCACAGGAGUGUGUGGACAAUCCCCUGUGGGUGUGGCUCAUUACAGAAGAGCUACGCAUGUUUGGGGAUUUCCGGACAUUGUCUGCGAAGAUCAAGAGCGUCUCGGUCUCCGUUAGCAGUCUGCUGUCAUCUAUCAUCACACGGCUCAUGUCCGAUGAUGAAACUGGAUAUUUGAAAAAGGCUCUUUGUGUGAUUGCGUGUUCGCGGGGCGGAGUACCUGUACAUGACCUCACAAAUCUCCUUGGGGAUGUAAACCAGAAGGAGGCUCUCCCUGCUUUGUACUGGGCUAAGAUACGGCGCCACAUAAAGCCUUACAUGAGGACAGUCGGUACACGUGAAUACCUUACAUUCAGCCACUCUGCCAUACACAAGGCUGUAGAGGACACACUGUUGACUUCUAGAGAAGAGAUUAAGACAUAUCAUGGCACAUUGGCAGAAUAUUAUCUCACGUGGAGCACAGACAAAUAUGUGAAUGUAGAGAUGGUUCCCUACCACUGUACUCAGGCUGGCCUCAGGAACAGGCUGAUCAACUUUCUACGCAAAUCUCCUGAUUCUAAUAGUAUGCCAGACUUUGCAAGAGCCAGGUAUCUACAGAACCUGCGAUGCAAGAAUUUAGCUGAUCCUGUAUUACCGAGUACCAUGGACGCUGUCAUCUGUAUGGCCUGUUCCAUGAAGAAAUCAUCCUUUGCUCCCCGUUUCUACGACAAUAAGACAUCCUGUGUUGUAUGUGGUUCACAGAUGAUAGGCAGUCAGCUCCAUAAAAACCCUGUCCGGGCCCAUUAUUGUAGCUUCCAUUCCGUAGGACACAGCUCGAGGAUGGGGAAAGUGCCAUGUCUGUAACAACGUUGUCACAAAAGAUCCAGAUGGAAAACAGAAAUUUGGUAUGGUGUAUGGACAGUUAUGUAAUAGAUGUAGCUUUGGAAAUGAUGCCAAAAAGUGUUGUAUGAUCUUGCCUGAUUAGUUGGUUGGUAAAUUAAUUAUUUAUACUGCUUUUCUAUGUCAUUGUAAUGUUUACGCACUUCAUAGUUCUGAUUGCAGAAAGUAGUUGAUCUUGCCUGAUUAGUUGGUUGGUAAAUUAAUUAUUUAUACUGCUUUUCUAUGUCAUUGUAAUGUUUACGCACUUCAUAGUUCUGAUUGCAGAAAGUAGUGUUAUUUUGAGAUGGUUUUACUUAUAUUUAUAUACUAGAAUUUUUUAUAAUAUACUUGUUUAUACAUCAGGUUUUUUUUGUAUCUAUUUUAAUAUAAUAUCUUUUUAUUUAUAUUUGUUAAGAUGAUUAUGUAAUGAUUCCAUCUGUUGUCGAAUGAAUCUUACACCAUUCCGUCCUCCGAGUGAGUACAUAAUCAAUUGUCCAUUUUUAUUUCUUUUUUAUAUAUAUUUGUUUAGAUGAUUAUGUAACGAUUCCAUCUGUUGUUGAAUGAAUCUUACACCAUUCCGUCCUCCAGUAGGUACAUAAUCAGUUGUCCAUUGGAAAACCUCUUGCCUCAUUUAUAUAUAGCAAAAACUUAUCCCAAUCAACAAAACCUACAGUUCAAGUGGACAUUUAAGUUCACAACACCUCCUCUUUUUGUUGCGGAGUUGGCCUGGGAGUUAGGGGUGGAAUAUACUGAAAUGAUAUCUUGGAUAGAUUCAAGCUUCAGGUUGGGUCAAGGUCAAGGUCAGUGUUUCUAUUUUUAGAAAAUCAUUGUCACCUCUCUUGAGUCUUCAACCACAUGUAAAGGACCAUAAUAUCUAGAGGGGGCUGGUAGGGGACAUGUGAUACUCAAUAUGCUGUAUAGUUUGGUAGGUUGGUAACAAAUACAAUUUUUUAGAAAUUUUGAUAAUAAUUUAAAAAAAAAUUGAUAUUCUUAGAUUGUGAUAAUUAUAUCAGUGUUAUAAACAUAACAAUCAAUAAGCUGCCAUAUUGGAGAUGUAUUGUGAUGAAAGACAUAUGCCUUUACUAAUAAGAUUGUAGUAAUUAAGAUCGUUACUGUAGAGUUUAAUUGGAAAAAUAAUUUGUUAUCCAACACUUUUGUCAAGUGUUUUUAACUUGCAUUAAUUAUCUUUAAAAAAUGUUUUGCCCUAUUUCAACAAAGUGAUACAUGUUUCAGAAACACUUUUUUUCCAGAAACAUUUUUUUUAUUUCUAAAAAACAGAUUUGUUGUUUAUGUAUCGUUUCUGGAUUUUAUGUUUGUUUACUGUAAUAUUUUAUCUGUUUACUGUAAUAUAUUAUCUGGUAUUAAAUUUUUAGCUGCCUUAUUAAUAGUAUUCUAUGCUGUUUCUGUUCUAGUUUAUUGUUACCAUGACGAUAUUCAUGUUAGAUGGUUCAUUUCUGUGACAAACAUUUUUUAUGCUAUUUCUGUUCAGGUUUAGUUUCCAUGAUGUUCAGAGCUAUUUCUGUUCUAAUUGUUGUUCCGAUGAUGAUAUAAGUGUAUGUUAUUUCCUAUUUUUUUUUCUAAUUCCUAGUUGCCAUGGUGAUAAUUGCUGUUUCUCUUCAUUUCCAAAUUCCUAUGGUGAUACCGGGUAAACAUGUUAUUUGCUGUUUCUGUUCAAUUUGAAGUUCCUCUGGUGAUUAUACAUUACCAGGUACAUGUAUUUGCUAUUUCUGUUCAAUGAAUUCCUAGUUGCUAUGGUGAUAUGUUAUUUGCUAUUUCUGUUCAAUGAAUUCAGUUGCUAUAGUGAUAUGUUAUUUGCUAUUUCUGUUCAAUUCCUAGUUGAUAUGAUGAUAUACAUGUUAUUUGCUAUUUCUGUUCAAUGAAUUCCUAGUUGCUAUAGUGAGAUGUUAUUUGUUAUUUCUGUUCAAUGAAUUCCUAGUUGCUAUAGCGAUAUGUUAUUUGCUAUUUCUGUUCAAUGAAUUCCUAGUUGCUAUAGUGAGAUGUUAUUUGUUAUUUCUGUUCAAUGAAUUCCUAGUUGCUAUAGUGAGAUGUUAUUUGCUAUUUCUGUUAAAUUCCUAGUUGAUAUGGUGAUAACCUGUUAUUUGCUAUUUCUGUUCAAUUCUCAGUUGCUGUGGUGAUAUAAAUAUAUGUUACGUGCUAUUUCAGUUAAUGUUCUUGUUGCUAUGGGUGAUAAACAUGUUGUUUGCUAUUUCUGUUCACUGGCUAUUUCCAUUGAUGUUUAAAUAUUAUUUGCUAUUUCCGUUCAAUGGCUAUUUCCAUUUAUGUUUAAAUAUUAUUUGUUAUUUCUGACGAGAUUUUAGUACCUUUAGUGAUGCGUAUGUUAUCUUUUGCCUAAAAUAUGUAAAAAUACAUCUAGUGAAAUUGUUUUACAUUAGGUCACUCAGAUAAGUAAUGUGUUUUGGUCAUAUGAUGUGAGAUAUUACUGGACUCUCUAUGUUUGUGUAACAUAUUUAAAUUAUGACAAAAUUACUAUAAUAUAUUAAAUGAUAGAAAAUAUACACUAAUGAAGAUAUAACACGAGAAUUAAUACUGUAGUUUUUCAGAAUUGUAAAUGGAAACUACCCAUGGAUGACGGGGAAUCUCUAAUUAUCCACAGAAAAUAUGGUUAUAAGCAUAAGCAAACUGGCCUGUUUUGAAGAAUGGUAGACUGGCGAUCAAAGCCAUGCAUCAGAAGACCGAAGUUAAUCAGACGUACUGGUUACUGGCGUGAAGGCAAAUAGAAGAAUAGGGUAAAGUCAAAACAUUAUCUUCUCAGAGUCAAUGUGAGCCUGUCAAGACAAAAAUUAAAAAUAGGUUAAACCUGAAAAGCCACCAUGAAUUGGCAGUGAAACUUCUCAGCAUUUGAUAAACAACCCCAUGCUUUUCUGUUUAUCACCUAGGGAUGUAACAUGGUGUACGCAUAGUUGGUUCACGUUCUAUUGGACCAAACUGAGGAGAAAUUAAAUAAAGAUUAACCCAUAGGGGAUUAUGAAGUUGAAAUUGAUAAUGUUUUAUAUCUAUAAACAAAAACAUAGAGAGCCUUAAAAAGGAUUUUGCAGGUCUAUCAAAGGGUUUGAGAGGAGUUCCUUAUGAUUUUGUUCUCAGGAUAUCGUCUAGUAAUCUAAGAUAAUUUAGAUUUUGAAGACGACUAAUAUAUAGCAGGUAGAUCUUGCAUUUUAAACAUGGUUUGUACAUUUUACCAAUAGCUUUGAAUAACGAGUGGGCUAUACAGGCCCAAUAAACCUUCUAGCCUGUGAUACAGUGAUGUAUAUUUAUAAUCAAAAUAAAGUUGUGAUUUUUA
Molecule: messenger RNA, 6188 nt
Organism: Pecten maximus
Lineage: Eukaryota; Metazoa; Mollusca; Bivalvia; Pectinida; Pectinidae
Product: telomerase protein component 1-like
Exons: 19
Coding region: 377-2875 (832 amino acids)
Cellular component (GO): Cul4-RING E3 ubiquitin ligase complex
Source: RefSeq, a predicted model, not a curated record